Cephus cinctus (wheat stem sawfly) is the source of this 6038-nucleotide messenger RNA. It is a transcript of the gene pum, whose product is annotated as maternal protein pumilio. The record is from RefSeq and is a predicted model, not a curated record. The coding region runs from base 1027 to 4614 and encodes 1195 amino acids. NCBI's taxonomy places the organism in Eukaryota, Metazoa, Arthropoda, Insecta, Hymenoptera, Cephidae. Gene Ontology annotation, biological process: post-transcriptional regulation of gene expression. Gene Ontology annotation, molecular function: mRNA 3'-UTR binding. Gene Ontology annotation, cellular component: cytoplasm; nucleus. The transcript has 17 exons.
CGGCAAAAAAGAAAAAUGUCGGCAGUUGGCAGCCGCCGUUUCUAGCCGAGUGUCGAGAGCGGAGCUGGCCCUGGUAGUAGAAAUCGCGGUGCAUCCUAGCACGCGAAUAACGCGAAUGCCGGUGGACGCGAGUCGCGAUCCUGUACCCGGCUGUAUAUACGUGUGAAUAGUGUAUUUAAGGCUAGUUUUACAAAGUGAGUAUAUUAUAAUAGUUAACCCCCCACAGAAUCGUGAGUCCGUCGUCUCUUGGUGAGCAGUGAGGGCCUGCACAUAAGAGGGGCGUCCGUGCUCGGUCGGCUAAAAGAAAAGAAAAGAAAGGAAGGAAAGAACAAAAAAGGGGGAAAAAACGUGAAGACUGGGAAAAUUAAUUGGAGAGACCGAGAGUAACUCGGAUAAUCGGUAACUCGAGUUCGAUUCUUUUUACCGUAGAACGUAAGGGACGUCCAGGAGGUAAAGAAAGGAAGAUCAGUAUACGGCAGGAGCAACAAGAGGAACGGUUAAUCAGGAAGGAAAGGAGAGAGAGGCUAUACUCGAAGAAGGGAGAGAGAGUUCUGCACUUGUUCCUAGUACUUCUUUUACUCGACCAUAGCUUCUGGAGUCUGUGAAAUUCAUUUGGUUUACUCGGAGCCAGGGUGUGCGAGACUCGUUUUUUUUUUGUCAUUGUUACAACUGAAAAGUAAGGUUAUAAAGAGGAGUGUGUGUAUGUACACGCUUUAUACAGUGUACUCGGCAUCCGGGCUCUGCCUUUGUGUUCUUACGAGUGUUGUCAAAAAUCCGGAGGCGGCGGCGCGCCGGGUAUCCUCCUGCCAUUGCUCUGCUGCCGAGUGGCGCUCUCUUUCUUAAGUCUCAACUGACUGGUCGGGUUUGCAUUGCCGAGGAAAGCGAGAUGUCAUGCUAGCCAAGCGAGGAACAUGAUCUCUACGUAGGCCGUUGUGUGGCAUCAUCCGGACGCCGUCAGCGAGAGGUGACAGCAUCCUUAGUGAGGAUAUACCUUCUAUUCUGCGAAGCGGUGUGCUUGACAGGAACAUGAAGUGGCUCGGUGCGGGAAGCGGCGCCGGCGGUGGGGGCGAGCCGGCACCCCCCAUACAGCUGCACCAUCCCUCUGCCAACGGUCACAUACCCACUGAGGCUGAUCAGUGUGCUCAAGUUAUGGCUGGUGGCGAUGGAAUACGUAUUCAACCUGGACAAACUCAUCAAAUGGGACUCGGUAGGACUCAAGACGAUGCUAUGGUUAGCUAUGUUUUUCAGCGACCAACUGAACCUGAAUUUAAUGCGCAACCCUCCAGUUUUCAAACAAAACAACCGCCCAGACCCUGGGCCUUAGCAGAUGAUGCUAUUAUCGAUAAUAACCACGACAAAUGGAAGUAUCCAAUGACUAAGCUGGGAGUGCCGCAGCAGAGCCAACCACAACAGCUUGGCCUUCAAGCAAUGAACAAUGUUCACUUGCCCUAUGAGAUACACCCCAUGCAACUUAAGAGCGGAGCACCAACUGCAGAGCAUCUCGUGUACCUAAACAAUCAGAUGACAGCUCAGCAACAGGUGGCCCUCUUUCAUCAUCAACAGCAGCAACAGCAGCAGCAGCAGCAGCAACAACAACAACAGCAGCAGCAGCAACAAUUCAGAAACGGCCACAUCGCACCCUCGGCAAAAAAGCUAUGGGGCGUCGACGAGGGCGGCUCGAAGGACGAAGGGGGUGUAAAAGGCGGUGGGAUACUACACCUGGGAGACCACCAGAUGUGGCGCGAUUCUACCUGGAGUACCUCAGAUCAUGCUGUUUCACAACCGAUCUCGAUGGGUACUGGAAGACGUAUUGGGGUUGGUACUGGGUACCAUCAUCAGACCUCAGAGGGUGCAGUUCUCAGCCCCAGAAGCAGCGAGACUGGCGGUCUUGGUGUUAAAAUGGUGGAAUACGUUCUUGGGUCGAGUCCUACCACCCCAAAGGACCUGGAGCCUCGAAUUGUCUCGCUGAGAUUGAACUCGGAUGCUGAUAAAAAGGAGAAGGAAAAGGGUUCCGCGAGUCCAUUCGACGGUUCCAAGGACGAUAACGGUCCUCAGGGUAACGGAUUGGCCUCCCAAAACGGUCUUGACGACGACAAAGGAUUCAAUCGCACUCCAGGAAGCCGACAGCCGUCUCCGGGCGAGGAGGAGUUCCAGAAGAACGCGGCAGCCACCCUGGCGGUCAGCGCCGGAGGUGGUGUCGUCCUUCUGAAGCAAGGAGUGGACGUGGUUGGUAGCGAGGAGCAUCAUUUCAUCUCGGCGUUCGCAUCGGCGCCGCCGCAUCAUCUUCAGCAUCAUCAGGCGCCGCCGACCCAUCAUCUUCAGCAUCCCCAUUCGCACGCGGCCCAGUUGUUCGGCGCUCAAGGUCCGCCGCCACCUCAGGGUCCGCCACCGUCUCAACAACAGCAACAGCAGCAGGGACCACCUCAGCCCCAGGACACGACGACCCACUUUGACGUCCAGCAACUGUUUCGCAGUCAGCCACAAGGUGCGACGCCGCAGCAACUUCAGCUGCUACAGCAGCAGCAGCAGCAACAGCAGCAACAGUAUCUGGCAGCCUCUCAGGCCCAACAGCAACAGCAACAACAGCAGAACUUUCCCACUGCGCCCUACACCGUUAUCAGCGGACAGGAACCAUACGUGGGUGCUCUGAUAACCGGAGCGCCACCGGUCGUUCCUCAGUACUAUGGGGUCGGUCCUUGGGUAUAUCCGGCCGGGCUGCUGCCUCAGGCACCGCCACAGGCUGCAGCACCGCCACCUCCUAGGAGACCCCUGACACCGUCUUCGGCUGCAGCCGCAGCUGCCGCUGCUCAGGACACUGCUAAUAACUUGGCACAGACUGUUCAGGGUCAGUACCAGGUCAUACCAGCAUACUACGAUCAAAAUGGUUCAAUAGUGAUGGGUGGUGUACGUGGGUUGGGAUCAGCAGCGACCCCAAUGAGGUUGGUGAGUCCAGCACCUGUUCUGGUGAAUAGGGCACCUUCGCAACCACCCCCAGGACCACCGGCACCUCCACCACCCAGUCUCUACUCACAACCAACCCCAACGUCUCACAGUAACGCCACACCUGGCGAAUGUCUAGGUCUUGGCUUGGGCGCUUCAUCCACUGGGAGAAGAGACUCUUUCGACAGGAACACCUCAGCCUUCAGUCCCAGCUUAGAAUACAGCAGGGCCAAGUGGCCGCAGAGCUACGGAGCUCUAGGUACAGUGACAGCUUCUCCCAGUCCUCUGGGACUCUCCUUGACACCUCCGCCGACUCUUGGCGGUUCACUGGGCGGUCUGGUUGGCGGUGCAAACCGUGUAUCAGCUGCACCUGGGGCAGAAGCAAAGUUCAGGGCGAGCGCCGUACCGCCACUGACAGCUAAUGGAGUCUUUGGUUCAAGUACUUCCUUGUUCCCGAAUCUGGUGGGUAAACCUGCACGCGGAGGAGCUGCUGGCGGAGUCGGUGACAAGGGUGCAGGAGGAAGAUCACGUCUACUGGAAGACUUUAGAAACAAUCGAUUCCCCAGUCUUCAACUACGUGAUCUUGCCAAUCACAUCGUCGAGUUCAGCCAGGAUCAACAUGGCUCCCGAUUCAUUCAGCAGAAACUAGAGCGUGCCUCGACCAGCGAGAAACAAUUGGUCUUUCAAGAAAUACUUGCUUCGGCUUACAAUCUCAUGACAGACGUGUUUGGAAAUUACGUUAUACAGAAAUUCUUCGAGUUUGGUACACCUGAGCAGAAAUCUACCUUGGCCCAAAAGGUUCGCGGACACGUUCUUCCACUAGCCCUGCAGAUGUACGGCUGCCGGGUAAUCCAGAAGGCCCUGGAAUCUAUCGGGCCGGAACAGCAGCAGGAGAUCGUGAGGGAGCUCGAUGGACACGUGCUGAAGUGUGUCAAGGAUCAGAAUGGCAACCACGUGGUUCAGAAAUGUAUUGAAUGCGUAGAGCCUAGAGCGUUACAAUUCGUCAUCGGUGCAUUCGCCGGUCAGGUAUAUUCCCUGAGUACCCAUCCUUACGGGUGUCGAGUAAUCCAGCGUAUACUGGAACAUUGCACCCCAGAGCAGACUCAGGGAAUAUUACAGGAACUUCAUACAGCGACGGAUCAGCUUAUUCAGGAUCAAUAUGGCAACUACGUAAUUCAGCACGUACUUGAGCACGGUAAACCCGAGGACAAGGCUCAGUUGAUCAGCAGUGUCAGAGGCAAGGUGCUUGCCCUUUCGCAGCACAAGUUUGCAAGCAACGUGGUGGAGAAAUGCGUGACGCACGCUACGAGGCAGGAACGAGCCGUCCUGAUCGAGGAAGUUUGCGGCUUCAAUGACAACGCACUGAACGUCAUGAUGAAGGAUCAGUACGCCAACUACGUGGUGCAGAAGAUGAUAGACGUGGCGGAGCCAGCCCAGCGCAAGGUGCUCAUGCACAAGAUACGACCUCACCUGACGAGCCUGCGCAAAUAUACCUACGGCAAGCACAUAAUAGUGAAGCUGGAGAAGUUCUUCAUGAAAACAGCAUCGGCGAUGGGCGUCGCGACGCCAGCUGGGACAUCGAGCGGAGCUGGAGAUCUCGGGCCCAUCGGGCCACCCGCAUCAGCUGCUGGUCCUGUCCCGACACCGGCGCAGCAGCCUACGCAGGUUUUAUAAACACGACACGUUAAUAUGAAAAAAAUACAGUCUCCUCUCACGCCCUGACUACUACACCUUACGUAUAUGUAUAUACGGUAAUUGUUUACGUAUACAUGUGCGGUAAAUAAUUUAUCAAAAAUUAUAUUAUGCAAUCAGACACACACACACACACACACACACACACCACAACGCUACUUUGAAACGUAAAAAAAAAAAUUGAAAUACGCAUUAGGCAACUGGUUCGAAAAACGUAGGAAAUAAAACGGGACUUCGUUGUCGGGAAGCCUCGUUAAUGCCCGGCUCGUCGGUCGAACAAGGAGUUUUGGACCUGGUGGCGAAGCUGAUUAUUCUAUAGAAGCCAUCCGCGAGGAGACGGGGGCGGAAGACAUUGAUAAAAGACGAUGGCAAGAGUCGUGUAAGCAAGAUCAGUUCUUGGACUCUUAGUAUUGUACAGAAUCAGUCCCAAUGGCUUUAUGGGACUUUCCAUGGAAUAAUCAGCUGGUGUCCCCCGGGUGAGUGCGGCGAGCGAGAAGAGUGUAGAGGACGUUUGAAAGAUCAGGGAUGACGUAUUGGCGACGUGACGUCACUGGCGUUUCGAAGUAAACGUCUAGAGAGCUAGGGAUAGAUCUUGUAGCGCUGCAUGCAUUUACCGUUUGUUAACGUUACUGCGAUAGGGUUAGACGUUAUCGGUUAUAAUCUUGAAAGUAUGCCAAGCGAAUGGGGGAGAAAAGAUUAAAAUGCCGGAAUAGGCAGAGGCCCCUCAGACGAAAUUUAUGCAACGCUCAUCGGAUCCGUUUUUUGUGCUUGUUGGUAGGAUAAAUGGACCCGCGGGAUAUUGUUCGUAGUAGUUUAUUAUAUUCAGGGCACGAAUGGCGUUACCGGUCGAGGAUGUUAGGCGCAAAGUAUCGAUAGCAUUAUACGAGGGAAAGAAAUGGGAGCAUAUAUAUAUAUAUAUAUAUACAUUGAUAUAUAUAUAUAUAGAGAGAGAGAGAAGAAAAAAAUAACGUCGUAGGAAAAUGGCGUUGGUAGCCUCGGCCGAUUCUCUUCUACCCGGCCGUGUUUAUCGAACUAAGCGAAAUGGCGAUUUUCUCGAUAGAGUUAACACGAUAAAUAAUCCUGAAUCGUAUUUUUUUUUUUUUUUCUUUUUUCAAGAGUAAACCUAGAGCCUAGUCGUGUAAGGGGGUUUUUGAGGUGGGAGUGAAAUUUUGAAAAUAUUCGUCACACCUACCUCCCUCCUCCUCCCCUUCCCACCAUUAGCCUUUGACACGUGACUGCUGACUUACGCGUCCCCCACCGUGUCAACGUAUGAGACCGUGAGAAACCAAUUUUAACGGACAACAAAUAUUUCCGAUGGUACUUUUUUUUUAUCUCCUUUUCUUCCCUUACUCCUUUUGCCUUUCCGUUGUUAUGAAAAAAAAAAAAAAAAAAAAAAAAAAAUAAAA